Molecule: messenger RNA, 1879 nt
Organism: Jatropha curcas
Lineage: Eukaryota; Viridiplantae; Streptophyta; Magnoliopsida; Malpighiales; Euphorbiaceae
Source: RefSeq, a predicted model, not a curated record
UAAUUGAAUGCUAAAAUCAGACUAAAAUAAUCAAAUUAAAAAAAAGAAAAAAAAAAUCACAGCAAAAUCAUUCAUUGCUGAAUGCGUAAAACGGUUAACUUCCUUCAGUGCAACACAACAGCAGUUCAGAUAAAAGGCUACGCCUGACAUCUGAUAAGCUUUGGCCAACGGCGACUCCCUGUUUUUUGUUCUUUGGAUUAGUAAGAUAGAUAUAGGUAAAAUAUCAUCUGACGAACUUGUCCAUACAAUGGAGAGGCUGAAGUCUUUGGUUCCGGAAGGUCUUAAACAAAUAGUGGCAGAUAGUAAUCCCGAUGAUCUUCAGUCAACAUCAUCUUCUCUUCUUCGAUUUCUCAUGAACUUGCCACAAUUUCACCAAAUGGUUAGAGAUUUAACAGAUGUGGAGGCUGCUCUUUGCGCGAAGAAUAAGGAGAAGGCAUUGGAGUUGAAGCAUAAAGCCAAUACAUGCUAUAUGAAUGGAAAUUACAACACAGCACUGGCUUGCUAUUCCCAGGCAUUGCGUGUUGCUCCAGCAGAUGCUAUUGACAUUGACAAAAAUCUGAUUGCGACAUUGUAUCUGAACCGAGCUUCUUUAUUGCACAAAAUAGGACUGUUAGUGGAGUGCGUAAGAGAUUGCAAUCGGGCCCUGCAAAUUUCUCCAUGCUAUGCAAAGGCAUGGUACAGGAGGGGAAAGGUAAAUGCUGCUUUAGGAAACUACAAAGAUGCAGUCCAAGACUUGAAUGUUGCUGAGUAUGUGGAGUCAUCAUUGGGUGGAAAGAAACAAAUAGCAAGUGAAAGAAAGAUAAUCUUAGAAAAAAAUGAGGGCACAGGUGGUCGACCGGUUCAUUGUAUUGAGAGGAGCUCGGGGAACUUGAAUGAGCUACCUCAAAUAAAGUUAUUAUGUGUUACCACACAAGACAAAGGAAGAGGUAUGGCUUCACCAUGUGAGAUUCCUCAAGCCUCCUUGAUCCACAUGGAAGAACCUUAUGCGCUGAUUAUAUUGAAGAGUUGCAGAGAGACGCAUUGUCAUUACUGCUUGAAUGAAUUACCAGCAGAUACAGUCCCCUGUAUAUCAUGUUCAAUACCACUGUACUGCUCCCAGCAUUGCCAAGAACAGGCAGGAGGAGAAACAAUCAGUUGCUUCAAAACAAAAGACAGAAUUAGUGAAAACCUUCCCAGCAAUCUUAAAGGGUAUAUUAUUGAGGUUACAUCAUAUAGUGACUCCGGUCCAGAUGUUGAGUGCUUUCCUGAACAUAAACAUGAAUGCCUCGGUGUGCACUGGCCUGCAGUAUUUCCACCUGAUAUCGUUUUGGCUGGUCGAAUGCUAGCAAAAUCUGUAUCUCAAAGAAGAGGUUUUGUGGAGUCUAACCUUCUGGGACCUCUGGAACUUUCUCACAGUUAUUCAAAAAUGAAUCCAGAAGGCAAAUUGGAAUUGCAUAUAUAUGCUAUAGUCUUGUUAUACUGUCUUCAACGCCCUUUUCGCUUUGAACUUCCAAUAAAUGGAGUCUCUUUAUCACAGACCAUCAUUCUUGUAUCUCAAAUCAGAGUAAAUGCUAUGGCAGUUGUCCGAAUGAAGUCUAUUGAUUCUUGUUGCCCACUGGAUCAGUUUAGGAAAUUUUCUCAUAUUGGAGAUGCUCUAACUAGUAGUGUGGAUCAGGUUCAUGUUUCUGUGGGUCAAGCCAUUUAUCGAGCUGGGAGUUUGUUCAACCAUUCAUGUCAGCCAAACAUCCAUGCAUAUUUCCUUUCCCGAACUCUAUUUGUUCGAACAACAGAACUUGUAGCAACAGGUUGCCCUCUGGAGCUGUCCUAUGGUCCUCGGGUUGGGCAAUGGGACUGUAAAGACCGCCUCAAGUUUCUGGAAGAUAGGUACUCAUUUAGAUGU